Nerophis lumbriciformis (worm pipefish) is the source of this 1236-nucleotide messenger RNA. The record is from RefSeq and is a predicted model, not a curated record. Lineage: Eukaryota; Metazoa; Chordata; Actinopteri; Syngnathiformes; Syngnathidae.
AUGUGUAUUUCUAAAGUCUGUGUGCUUUUGGGAUUACUUUUUUGUGGCCAAUCCCGGUGCUCGGAGUGUCCCGGUGGCUGCGACUGCUUUGCUGUCACACACACAUUGAAAUGUGUGUCUAAGAAUCUUCUGAUGGUGCCUCAAAUAAUUCCUGGAUAUGCAAAGACUGUCAUCAUCACAGGGAAUACUAUUCAGAGGAUUGGACCUAAUUCUUUUACAGAGCUGGAGAACGUUUCCCAUGUCAUAUUAAGCAAUAAUGGGAUGACAGAGAUGGCAUCGCACAGCUUCUCCACACUCAUCAACCUACGCUUCCUGGACCUAAGUGGCAACCAGCUGUCUAUCAUCCAUCCGGAAGCUUUAAGCAUCCCUGGCAGUCCGCUUCAGGAGCUCAACCUGAGUUGUUCACUCUACAACUUCACAGCCUUGACAGACCUCACCACAGCUCUGCGUUGGGGGGACCUCCGGGGUCUUCUCCGUUUAGACCUUUCCGGGAAUCACCUCGCUCUGCUUCCUCCAGGGAUGUUCUCCCACCUGCUCAAUCUACAGCAGCUCUUCCUUGGCAACAACUCUCUCGUGGCAGUCUACAGUGGAACCUUCUCUGGCAUGGCAAACUUGGCAGCACUCGAUCUGAAGCACAAUGCUUUCAGGACAUUCGCGACCGAUGAUCUCAAAGAACUGGAGAAGCUGGGGAACAUCCGAAUACUUCUGGGUAACAAUCCGUACUCCUGCACCUGUGAGAUUCAGAGUUUUGUAGCUUGGUUGAAUGAUUCACGGGCUCAGGUAGAUGUGGAUUCUGUGAGGUGCGCCUCGCCCAAGGGAUUGACAAACACCCGACUUCGAGGACUUGGGUUGAAGGCCAUUGGAUGCAUUGUUCCCAUCCAAACAGAGAUUACUGACCUCAGCCUACAGACCUCCUAUGUCUUCCUUGGGUUGGUACUGGGCUUCGUGGGCAUGGUCUUCCUCUUUGUCCUGUAUCUGAAUCGCAAAGGCAUGAAACGGUGGAUCAUAGAAAUGAGAGAUGCAUGUCACGACGUCAUGGAAGGAUAUCAGUAUCGAUAUGAGAUUGACUCGGACCCACGCUUGGGGCACCUCUCGGGCCAAAACGGCAGCAAUAGGCCACGUCAACAUUUAGGAGUCACUCUGUCGCAACAACCACCAAAUGACACUUGCAUUGUUACAGAAGAAGCACAGGUCAAACCUCUAAAAUCUCCUUCUGAACCCAGAAAUGUCCUGUAG